This is a messenger RNA of Pleuronectes platessa (European plaice), 4547 nucleotides long. It is a transcript of the gene cxxc1a, whose product is annotated as CXXC finger protein 1a. Gene Ontology annotation, cellular component: Set1C/COMPASS complex. The transcript has 14 exons. The record is from RefSeq and is a predicted model, not a curated record. NCBI's taxonomy places the organism in Eukaryota, Metazoa, Chordata, Actinopteri, Pleuronectiformes, Pleuronectidae. Gene Ontology annotation, molecular function: DNA binding; zinc ion binding. Bases 141 to 1979 code for a protein of 612 amino acids. Gene Ontology annotation, biological process: positive regulation of DNA-templated transcription.
AGAAGAGAGUGAAGAUGAAGAUGAUGAUGAUGAAGAUGGUGAUGAGGAGGGUGAGACAAAGAGUCUCCUACAGAUCUGAUGGGAAAUAAAAAAAGGCUCUGAGGGGACAGAUGGAGGUGAAGGUCUGACUCUACGUCAUCAUGUCUGAGGAGGCAGCAGCAGAGCGAGGCCCUGAGGAGGAGGAGGGAGGUCGUGAAGAUGAAGGUGAAGAGGGAGGAAGAGGAGGAGCACGGGUUGCCUUGGAAACCCGCAACUCCCCCGUUUACUGCGUCUGCAGGAAGAAAGACAUCAACUGUUUCAUGAUAGGGUGCGACAGCUGUUCUGAGUGGUUUCAUGGAAGCUGUAUUGGAGUUUCAGAGAGAGCAGCUAAAGCCAUCAGAGUGUGGUACUGUCCGUCCUGCAGAGACAGAGACUCGUCUCUGGAGAUUAAAUACCGUCCGAAGAAGAUAAAGGAAAAGGAGGAGAAAGAGGCGGGGCCAGAUAGAGACGACACGUUUGAGGCAGAUGGAAGCUCCACCCCCGGACCUAAGAUGGACAGGAGGAGGAGCUCUCAGAUCAAGCGCUCGGCCAGGAUGUGUGGGGAGUGUGAGGCCUGCCUGAGGACGGAGGACUGCGCUCAGUGCGACUUCUGCAAAGACAUGAAGAAGUUUGGAGGUCCGAACAAAAUCCGACAGAAGUGCAGACUCAGGCAGUGUGAGGUCCGAGCGAGGAAGAUGCUUCGGGUCCGAGACGAGGAGAUGGCUCGGAGCGGCGCCAGGGGACGGAGCCUUUUGAGGACAGGCUCAGGGCAUCAGACAGAGGAUGAUGAGGAUGAUGAGGAGGAAGAUGAGGUUUUCAGCGAGAGUGAGCUGGAGCUGUACGAGCAGUACAGAGCUGCCGGAUACAGAGACCUGGCGUGGCACAGCGAGGACGAAGACACUCAGUCGGACUCUCCGAGGAAGAAGGCGGUGAAGGUGAAACACGUGAAGAGACCAGAGAAGAAGACGGAGAAAAAGAAGACUGUGUCUGUUCCUAAAGAGGAAGUGAAGCCACGGCGCCACAAAGCGAAGCAGCGGCACAGGGAGCGCGUGCGGCACAGCGAGCGAGCCGUAGAGGGCGGGGUCAAAGAGGUGGGCGGGUCCGUGAGGCAGUGUCUGGGUCCAGCAUGUGUGGAACCAGCGAGGACCAGUUCUAAAUACUGCUCAGAUGACUGUGGGAUGAAGCUCGCCACCAAUCGGAUCUACGAGAUCUUGCCUCAGAGGAUCCAGCAGUGGCAGCAGAGUCCCUGCAUUGCAGAGGAGAUGGGGCGGAGACAGCUGGAGCGAAUCAGGAGGGAGCAGCAGGCGGCGAGACUCCGCCUCACACUGAUGGAAAAACGUUUUCACGAGCUCGAAGGAAUCAUCGCCAACGCCAAACUGCAGCAGGUCCAACAGCACGAGGAGGUGACUGAAGGGGACGGUGAUGACACUGACCUUCAGAUCUUCUGUGUGUCCUGCAGUCACCCCGUCAACCCGAAGGUGGCGCUGAGACACAUGGAGAGAUGCUAUGCUAAGUAUGAGAGUCAGACGUCGUUCGGCUCCAUGUACCCAACACGUAUAGAAGGAGCCACCAGGUUGUUCUGUGAUGUGUAUAACCCUCAGAGUAAGACGUACUGUAAGCGGCUGCAGGUUUUAUGUCCUGAACACUCCAGAGAUCCAAAGGUCCCGGCGGACGAGGUCUGCGGAUGUCCUCUGGUGAAAGACGUCUUCGAGCCGACCGGAGAGUUCUGCCGCGUUUCCAAGAGGAAGUGUAACAAACAUUACUGCUGGGAGAAGCUGCGCCGAGCGGAGGUGGACCUGGAGAGAGUCCGAGUGUGGUACAAACUGGACGAGCUGUUCGAGCAGGAGAGGAACCUGAGGACGGCCAUGACCAACCGAGCCGGUUUAUUGGCUCUGAUACUGCACCAGACGAUCCAGCACGACCCAAUCACCACUGACCUGCGCUCGGCCAAGGACCGGUAGACAGGUGAAGACAGACAGGUAGACAGGUGAAGACAGACAGGUAGACAGGUGAAGACAAACAGGUGAAGACAGACAGGUAGAGACUGACAGGUAGACAGGUGAAGACAGACAGGUAGACAGGUGGAGACAGACAGGUAGACAGGUGAAGACAGACAGGUAGACACUGACAGGUAGACAGGUGGAGACAGACAGGUAGACAGGUGAAGACAGACAGGUAGACAGGUGGAGACAGACAGGUAGACAGGUGAAGACAGACAGGUAGACAGGUGAAGACAGACAGGUAGACAGGUGAAGACAGACAGGUGAAGACAAACAGGUGAAGACAGACAGGUAGAGACUGACAGGUAGACAGGCGGAGACAGACAGGUAGACAGGUGAAGACAGACAGGUAGACAGGUGGAGACAGACAGGUAGACAGGUGAAGACAGACAGGUAGACACUGACAGGUAGACAGGUGGAGACAGACAGGUAGACAGGUGUAGACAGACAGGUAGACAGGUGAAGACAGACAGGUAGACAGGUGAAGACAGACAGGUGAAGACAGACAGGUAGAGACUGACAGGUAGAUAGGUGGAGACAGACCGGUAGACAGGUGAAGACAGACAGGUGAAGACAGACAGGUAGAGACUGACAGGUAGACAGGUGUAGAUAGACAGGUGAAGACAGACAGGUAGAAACUGACAGGUAGACAGGUGAAGACAGACAGGUAGAAACUGACAGGUGAAGACAGAUAGACAGGUGGAGACAGACAGGUAGAAACUGACAGGUAGACAGGCGGAGACAGACAGGUAGACAGGUGAAGACAGACAGGUAGACAGGUGGAGACAGACAGGUAGACAGGUGAAGACAGACAGGUAGACACUGACAGGUAGACAGGUGGAGACAGACAGGUAGACAGGUGUAGACAGACAGGUAGACAGGUGAAGACAGACAGGUAGACAGGUGAAGACAGACAGGUGAAGACAGACAGGUAGAGACUGACAGGUAGAUAGGUGGAGACAGACCGGUAGACAGGUGAAGACAGACAGGUGAAGACAGACAGGUAGAGACUGACAGGUAGACAGGUGUAGAUAGACAGGUGAAGACAGACAGGUAGAAACUGACAGGUAGACAAGUGAAGACAGACAGGUAGAAACUGACAGGUGAAGACAGAUAGACAGGUGAAGACAGACAGGUAGAAACUGACAGGUGAAGACAGACAGGUAGACAGGUUGAGACAGACAGGCAGACAGGUGGAGACAGACAGGUAGAGACACAAAGGUAGAGACAGACUUCUAAACUUCCCUGUGAGGAUUUUAUCAGUAUUGUGUGUUAUUAAUGUGUUUGUGAGUUUUUCAGAAGCACUUUCAAGUGUGUUGUGAUUAUCACCUCACGUCUCUGUUGUAAACACACAGACGAUCUCAUGAAUACAAAAAAAUCUGAUCCAGAAUGAGAUGAAUUUAAUCAUUCAGAUCAAAACAAGAUGUUUUAGUUCAUUGGAAACACAAUCCUUAAGUAUGACAUGUGUGGAGGGGAGGGGCCGGGAGAGCACCUCACCUGCACCAGAGGAUCGACCAGUGCAGGUGCUGGGCACCAGCAGCUUGUGCUUCUCAGCUGACUCUCUUUUGACUCUGUCCUGAACAGGCACGUGCACAGACAUUUUGGGGGGCAGGUGCUCAAACCCCCAAAAAAGGGCACCUAUCGCCAAAAUUAUUUUAUGAAAUUAAUAAUAAUAAUAAUAAAUAAAUAAAAAACACAGUAGGAUAUUUUCAACUUAUGUAUUUAUUUUUGUUAACAAACUAACUCAAAUUAUCAAUUUGAAUAAAUAAAUGAAUAACAGGCAAAAACAGACAAAACAAGGCCAUAUUGAAUAACCAAAUAAUAUGUUAGGGUUAGGGUUAGUGAUGUGAUGGGCUCCUCUGGACCAGGUAGGGUUACUGAUUCUCCCUCAUGUCGGGGCGAAAUUCUCACAAGAACUCAGAUAAAUGCACCGUCAGAUAUCAAAACACAUUUGGGGGGAAUUGAUGACAGAGAGAGUACAUUUUAUUCUUAAAUAUGGAUGAAUGAAGAAAAAAUUGGGCUCCAAUAGAAGGGCACUUUUCUCAUCCAGGGCAAAAGGGCCAGUGCACUCUAUCUGUGCACCUGCCUGGUCCUGAGUGUCUCUGUCCUGAGUGUCUCUGUCCUCUGUGCAUGUCUCAGUGAGGCAGCUCAGCCGCUGCAUUUUAAACCUGAGGAUCAAUGUUUAACAGUUCUCCUCUGGUCCAGGUGAAGGUGCUCUCCCAGCCCCCCCCCCACCUCGAUGUUAUAUUAGAUAAAUAUUUAGAUCUUGUCGUUCUGAGAAGCUGAUUUUGUAAAUAUGAGCUCAUUUUCAAACAGUAUUAACUCUCCACUACCCACAAUCCCUUACCGAGCUGUGACUGCAGGUGAGCUGACAUCAGACUGAGCUCCAUUGAAUGAGUGGAGGUUCGUGAUGUCAUCCUGCAAAGAUCAGAACCAGAAGAAAACUGAAACUUUGACAUGUUUUUAUUGUUUUAAAACAAAAUGUUUUUUAUUCAAAUGUUUUCUGCCUCAUUUUAUAUCAGUGUUUUU